AUUCAUUUUUUAAAUGUAAGUUUCUUUUCAUCUAUCCUGCCCUGGACUUUUUCCCCCUUCACUUUAUUUGUUGAAGAAACAAAGUCAUUUGUGGAUUACCUCUCCAUGGUAUCAUUUAACAUAUUCUUCUGUCCCUUGUGUUUUAGUAACCCAGUGGCACGAUCUGAUCCAGAUUUGGUUUUAGCACGAAGCUCUGUGUGUGGAAUCCAUACCCUGGCCUCGGAGCCAUUUUUUGGCCAGAGCGUUCUCCUCCCUCUUCUCUGCCUCUGGAGAAGUCACCAGUGUCCCAAGGCCCUGGGAGGCAUGUUCAGGAAUGUGGCUGCCAUCUAUUUGCACCUGGCUGGGCUCUUCCAGAGAAAGAAGGCUGGAACUUCUCUCACUCGGUGCAUGCACCAGACUUUCGCCAUGGCCAAGCGGCUCCAGGCUCGUCGGCUGGACGGGAUUGACCACAACCCAUGGGUGGAGUUUGGCAAAAUGGCCAGUGAGUAUGAUGUCGUGAACUUGGGCCAAGGCUUUCCCGACUUCCCACCCCCCAACUUCGCCAUUCAAGCCUUUCAGCUCGCCCUCAACAGUGACUUCAUGCUCAACCAGUACACCAAGGCAUUUGGUUACCCACCCCUGACAAAGAUCUUGGCAAGUUUCUUUGGGAAGCUCCUGGGACAGGAGAUAGUCCCGCUCAAGAAUGUGCUGGUGACCGUGGGUGCCUAUGGAGCCCUGUUCACAGCCUUCCAGGCCCUAGUGGACGAAGGAGAUGAGGUCAUCAUCAUGGAGCCCUUCUUUGACUGUUACGAACCCAUGACAUUGAUGGCAGGGGGUCGCCCUGUGUUUGUGACCCUGAAGCCGAGCCCCACCCAGGACGGGGAACUGGAUUCCGCCAGCAGCUGGCAGCUGGACCCCACAGAGCUGGCCAGCAAGUUUACCUCUCGUACCAAAGCCCUAAUCCUCAACACACCCAACAACCCCGUGGGAAAGGUGUUCUCCAAGGCCGAGCUGGAGCUGGUGGCCAGCCUGUGCCAGCAGCAUGACGUGAUCUGCAUCAGUGAUGAGGUCUACCAGUGGCUGGUCUACGAUGGUCACCAGCACAUCAGCAUCGCCAGCCUCCCUGGCAUGUGGGAGCGCACCCUGACCAUUGGCAGCGCUGGCAAGAGCUUCAGCGCCACCGGCUGGAAGGUCGGCUGGGCCCUGGGCCCGGACAGUCUCCUGAAGCACCUGCGUACCGUCCACCAGAACACUGUCUAUCACUGUCCCACGCAGGGCCAGGCCGCCGUGGCCCAGAGCUUCCAGCACGAGCAACUGCACUUUGGCCAACCCAGCAGCUACUUCGUGCAGCUGCCGCAAGCUGUGCGGCGUUACCGGGACCACAUGAUUCGCAGUCUGCAGUCUGUGGGCCUGAGGCCCGUGGUCCCCCAGGGCAGCUACUUCCUCAUCGCAGACAUCUCAGACUUCAAGACCCAGAUGCCGGACUUGCCAGGCGAUGCAGAUGAGCCCUACGACAGUCGCUUCGUCAAGUGGAUGAUCAGGAACAAGGGCUUGGCGGCCAUCCCGGUCUCCGUCUUCUACAGCACCCCACAUCGGAAGCAAUUUGACCACUAUGUCCGCUUCUGUUUUGUGAAGGUAAAGGACGGGGGUUUGGAGGGGAGAGAGGACCUCCGCAAGCUCCCCGUGGCCCACUGGUGCUGUGGGGAGGGAGGGGUAGGACUGACCUGUGUUGGUGCAGGACGAGUCCACGCUCCAGGCCAUGGACGAGAAGCUGCAGAAGUGGAAGGAUGAGCUCAGGCCCUGACGUGGCCCCGCCUGGUUCCCGCUUGCUCUGUGCCCGGUUGUCAGCCCCUCCCAGGCUGGGCGUAGAUAGAACUUGGGGCUGCCUACUCCUCCACACAGGAUGUCCCCAGGGAAGAGCCCUCCUUCUUGGUCUUGGUGGGUUCUGGAGCACGCGCUUCCCACAGGACCUGUAUUCCUGUCAUGGUGGGAAGGUGGACCUGACCCGGGCCUCUCCCUGCUUCUCCCUAGAUUGGGUCACAGAGUCUUGGGUCCCCUCCUUGUCUGGGACUCAAGGGAACAGAGUCCAACAGUGUCCUGGCCUUGAGUCCCAGCCCUGCCCUGGCCCCAGCCCAGGCUCCGGCAUCCCUUCCUUUCCUUAUCUGCUUAGGUAACCUCGGGAAGUGGUCUUUAGGCUCGAGUUCUCAAGCGAGUACUUUUCAUCCAUAAUAAAGUUAUAAGUUAUUUACA
Enhydra lutris kenyoni (northern sea otter) is the source of this 2229-nucleotide messenger RNA. Its product is annotated as kynurenine aminotransferase 1. Gene Ontology annotation, molecular function: L-kynurenine:2-oxoglutarate transaminase activity; pyridoxal phosphate binding. The coding region runs from base 106 to 1770 and encodes 554 amino acids. Gene Ontology annotation, cellular component: mitochondrion; cytoplasm. The transcript is spliced from 13 exons. The record is from RefSeq and is a predicted model, not a curated record. Gene Ontology annotation, biological process: biosynthetic process. Lineage: Eukaryota; Metazoa; Chordata; Mammalia; Carnivora; Mustelidae.